Messenger RNA from Leptinotarsa decemlineata (Colorado potato beetle), 955 nucleotides. Its product is annotated as probable sulfoacetate transporter SauU. Gene Ontology annotation, biological process: transmembrane transport. Gene Ontology annotation, cellular component: membrane. The record is from RefSeq and is a predicted model, not a curated record. NCBI's taxonomy places the organism in Eukaryota, Metazoa, Arthropoda, Insecta, Coleoptera, Chrysomelidae. Gene Ontology annotation, molecular function: transmembrane transporter activity.
ACACAAGAAACAGCGACACCAAAAAUGUUGGAACUCAGCCAAAGACUAGCUUUCCUCUACCCCUCCUACGUCCUAGCCAUAGUCUCGCUAGGCUACGUCUGCGGAGAACUAGGUCACUACCUCAUAGGCGUCACCAGCAAGGCCAUCGCACAAGAUCUCCACUUUGGUGACAUCGCCUGCCAACUGAACCUCACGGAUGUAUAUCUCAGCGAACUCCCUAUACUGUGUUCCACCGCAAAUGACUCCGAGACUUGCGAGUCGUAUGUUUUGAAUGGGACGAGGUAUUGCGAAUGGACCUACAAUGGGCUUGGGCUGGACUAUCAGAUUUUGGCCGGUCCCAGCUUCAUAGCUGUGUUCACCAUCGUCGGGGUUGUCAUGGGCUUUUUGGCCGAUAAAUUCAAUAGGGUGAAAAUGUUGGGUAUCUGCACAGUGGUUUUCGGGGUAGCUAUUAUCAUCAGCGGAGGUGUUACAGAAUAUUGGCAACUUGUCGUGUUAAGAAUGAUCAUGGCUGCAGGAGAAUCUGGAUGUAAUCCUUUAGCAACAGGAAUUCUGUCAGAUAUUUUUCCUGAGGAGAAAAGAGCUCUUGUGAUGUCCGUGUUCAACUGGGGAAUAUAUGGGGGUUAUGGUAUCGCUUUUCCGGUUGGUCGCUACGUUCCACAAAUGAACUCCUUUGAUUUGGGUUGGAGAGUCACCUACUACGGAGCAGGAAUCGUAGCCAUAAUCCUAGCUCUGCUAACAUGGUUCACGCUGAAGGAACCCGAACGUACUGCCAUAGGAGAAGCAGCGACGCAAAACGAGCAAGGAGACACUAAGAAAAUCACCAUCUGGGACGUCAUCAAAGAUCCAAGAGUCAUCCUCCUGUGUCUGGCCGCUUCAAUCAGGCAUUGCGGUGGAAUGUGUUUCGCUUACAACUGCGAUCUUUACUAUCAGACCUAUUUCCCAGAUUAUGAUUUAG